AUGGUGUCGCUACUCCCACCGCAGUCUGACGCCACGCUGCCCGGCCCCGCCAGACUGGAGGGCGAGCCCCAGGGGGACCUCAUGCAGGCGCCGGGCCUCCCAGGCUCUCCUGCCCCACAGAACAAGCUUGCCGGCUUCAGCUGCUCAUCAUUUGUGCCCGACGGCCCCCCAGAGAGGGCAUCCUCACUGCCCCCACAGAGCCCCAGCGUCGCGUCACCUGGCCCUGAGCAAGUCCACUGCCCAGCCAGCACUGGCCCGGGCCCCUUCCGGCUCUCACCCUCAGACAAGUUCUCCAGCUUCGGCUUCGAGGAGGGCCCCGCAAGCAGCCCUGGGCGCUUCCUCAAGGGUGGCCAUGGGCCUUUCCACCCAUACAAGCGGCAUUUCCAUGAGGACGUCUUCCCCGAGGCCCAGACUGCCCUGGCCCUCGAUGGACACUCCUUUAAGACCCCGGGGGCACUGGAGACCUUCGAGGAGAUCCCCGUGGAUGUGGGGGAGUCUGAGGCCUUCUUGCCUGGCUUCUCAGCGGAGGCCUGGUGCAACGGGCUCCCCUACCCCAGCCAGGAGCACAGCCCCCAAGUCCUGGGGUCAGAAGUCAAGGUCAAGCCCCCAGCUUUGGAGACUGGCCCUGGGAUGUACUGUUACCAGCCCCCCUUGCAGCACAUGUACUGUCCCUCCCAGCCCCCCUUCCACCAGUACUCACCAGGUGGCAGCAGCUACCCCGUCCCGUACCUGGGCUCCUCACACUAUCCAUACCAGCGGAUCGCACCCCAGGCCAGCACCGAUGGGCACCAGCCUCUCUUCCCAAAACCCAUCUACUCCUACAGAUGGACGGCGCCCGAUGGCUGGAAGAAUUCUGUUCGCCACAACCUCUCUCUCAACAAGUGCUUUGAGAAGGUGGAGAACAAAUCAGGAAGUUCCUCUCGCAAGGGCUGUCUGUGGGCCCUCAAUCCAGCCAAAAUCGACAAGAUGCAGGAGGAGCUGCAGAAGUGGAAGAGGAAAGACCCUAUCGCUGUGCGCAAGAGCAUGGCCAAGCCAGAAGAGCUGGACAGCCUCAUUGGAGAGAAGAGGGAGAAGCUGGGCUCCCCACUGUUGGGCUGCCCACCCCCCGGGCUGGCAGCUUCAGGCCCCAUCCGGCCCCUGGCCCCUUCGGUUGGGCUCUCCCAGCCACUGCAUUCAAUCCACCCAGCCCCAGGCCCCAUUCCUGGCAAGAACCCCCUGCAGGACCUACUUGGGGGACACGUGCCCUCCUGCUACGGGCAGACAUAUUUGCACCUCUCUCCGGGCCUGGCCCCUCCUGGACCUUCGCAGCCAUUGUUCCCACAGCCAGAUGGGCACCUUGAGCUGCGGGCCCAGCCAGGCACCCCCCAGGACUCGCCUCUGCCUGCCAACACCCCGCCAAGCCACAGUGCCAAGCUGCUGGCUGAGCCUUCUCCGGCCAGGACCAUGCAUGACCCCCUGCUGCCAGACGGAGACCUUGGCACUGACCUGGAUGCCAUCAACCCCUCUCUCACCGACUUUGACUUCCAGGGAAAUCUGUGGGAACAGCUGAAGGAUGACAGCUUGGCCCUUGACCCCUUGGUACUGGUGACCUCGUCCCCAACAUCAUCUUCGAUGCCGCCACCUCUGCCACCUCCCCAUUGCUUCCCGCCUGGGCCCUGUCUGUCAGAGACAGGCAGUGGGAGUGGCGACUUGGCACCCCCAGGCAGUGGGGGCUCCGGGGCUUUGGGUGACCUGCACCUCACCACCCUCUACUCAGCCUUCAUGGAGCUGGAGCCCACACCCCCCACGGCCCCCGCUGGCCCCUCUGUGUACCUCAGCUCCAGCUCCAAACCCAUGGCCCUAGCAUGAGCCACGCCCAGAAGCCUUUGUCUGCCUGGAAGUCCCAGCUGGCUGCCCACGUAGGGCUCACCAUCAAGGUCAAGGAAGGAAAACCAUCCCUGUCCCCUGUGCCACUAAGCCAACUGUUUGUUGACUGGCAGCCGGGGGUGAAGAAGAUACCACCCAUGAUGCUGCCCCUCACACAUUUCUGCCACCUGAGUGACCCAGCUCGUCACUCAGAGUCCUUAAAGACCCAGUGUCUGGGGAAACAAAACAAAACAAAACAAAAACCAAAAAACCCCAUAAAACAAAAAACCCUCUCCCUAGCACACUCAUCCACACUUAAUCCCUUCUGCGUAAUGUGUGCCUGCAUAUGUGCACACGCGCACGCGCACAGAGUCAUUCAGACAUACACCCACACUCACACCUUCUACCCAAAGGAAUCAGAACUCCACCACGGAGAACCUGAUCAAUCCAUUCCUGGGGCAGCUGAGAGCUGAGGGCUCAGGGUCCUCGUGCCAAGUCCAAGACCACCCUGAAACCCUAUUCUGAUGUCCACAUUUUCUACAGGCCUGGCCCCUCCUGGCAUGUUCUCUCCCAGAAGCCCCUCUAUUUAUUCUCCCAUCUUCCUCCCAGCAGCCUGUCAAGGAGGAGUAGGUAUGGGGCCUCUCCCCAAGUUGUCUGUGGGUCUGUUGUCUGAGUAACAACCCCCAACCUACCAGGUUCUGUCUGGCCUCCCCCAGAAGGACACAUAGGAGGGACAGUGCCCACCCCAGGACCAAACUGAGCCCAAUUCUGACACACAGUGUUUGGAAAAGCCCUUGCCCUCAGAAACUUAAAAGUGUCCUUUUCACAGCCUUGGGUGCAGGAAGGCCCCUCCAGAUCACUACAACCUCACCUCUUCUCUGUAAGAAAUUCAUGUAGUUUAGGUCCCAGCUUACAAAUUACUUCCAACUGUCCCAGGCAGUCUGGGCAUUCAGGGAAGAGAAGUCCAAUACAGGCUGGCAGGGAGGGGAGUGGGCACCCACGCUCCCCUCUCUCUGACUGCUUGGCAGACGCAGGACCUCCCUGGAGCUAGGGGUUGUGGCCUGAGUGCCAUGCCUUCCCUGAGAGCCCAACCCCCACCAAGUGGGUGCUUCAGACUACCCUGGGGGCCUGGGGGUGACAAGAACCCCUAGAGGUUUGCCUGGGCUCUGUUAGGAACAAGCAGAUCCCUAGAUGGCCUGCCGUUGUCCCCUGACCCGAAACAAUAAAGCAAGUGCCUUGCGGUCUUG
Messenger RNA from Suricata suricatta (meerkat), 3092 nucleotides. It is a transcript of the gene FOXN1, whose product is annotated as forkhead box N1. The record is from RefSeq and is a predicted model, not a curated record. Bases 1 to 1848 code for a protein of 615 amino acids. The transcript is spliced from 8 exons. Gene Ontology annotation, molecular function: DNA-binding transcription factor activity, RNA polymerase II-specific; transcription cis-regulatory region binding. Gene Ontology annotation, biological process: regulation of transcription by RNA polymerase II. Lineage: Eukaryota; Metazoa; Chordata; Mammalia; Carnivora; Herpestidae.